AUGGCAGUAAGAAAGACACAAAACAAGAAAGAAGAAACAAAUAUUAAGAAACAGGAGGAGACUCAUGCAGAGGAAGCUUCUAAGACAGUAGACUCCGAGGAGCAGACUGUGUCCGAGAACACCAGCAACGACUCAGCAGAAGACGCAACUGAGUCCCCAACUGAAACCGGAUCCGAAGAGGAGCAAGAGUCGGGCUCUGGAUCCGAGGAAGAGUCUGAGGAGUCUGUUAAGGAAGAGAAGAAGGAGGAGCCAGAAGAGACCAAGGAUGAGAGAACAAUCUUCAUCAAGGGACUUAACUUCAGCGCCACAGAAGACGAAUUAAAGGAGCUGUUCGGCCAGUUCGGAGAAAUCGUCGAGGUGAGAAUCCCAAGAAGCAGAGAUGGGCCAGGCGGCAAAGGCUUUGGAUACGUUGAGUUUGAGAGCAAGGAGGCAUGCGAGAAGAGCAGAAGCUUAAACGGAACCGACUACAAUGGAAGAACCAUCGUUGUAGACAUGGCCAGAUCUGGACAGAAGGGAGGAGCUGCAGGAACAGAAGGCAGAGUUUUCAACAAGACAGACGACAACACAGUUUUCCUAGGAAAUAUUCCAUUUGACGUCGACCACGACGAUCUAUUAGCCCACCUAAAGACAUACGCAGAGGUAACCCAGAUCAGAAUCCCAGAGGACAGAGAGACCGGAAGACCAAAAGGAUUUGCAUUUGCAUCCUGCGAGACACCUGAGGAGGCACGUAAACUUAUUAACUCAAACAUAACUUACAUGGAUAGAGCAAUCAGAGCUCAGCCCUCAGAGAGAAAGAACAACUCAGCACCAAGAGGCGGAAACUCAUUUGGAAGAAGAGACAACAACUCAUUUGGAAGAAGGGACAACUCUGACAGAUCAUCUGGCUUUGGAAACAAGAGAGCAUGGUCAUCUGAGAACAGCAGCAACAAGAAACAUGUGAAAUUUGAAUAA
Molecule: messenger RNA, 951 nt
Organism: Nematocida ausubeli
Lineage: Eukaryota; Fungi; Microsporidia
Exons: 1
Coding region: 1-951 (316 amino acids)
Molecular function (GO): RNA binding
Source: RefSeq, a predicted model, not a curated record